CGAGUCCACAGGUUAGUUGAGGUAAUCAACAUGCUGCCUUGUUGACAAUAUGAUCGAGCAUUUGAAAUGGCCGUUCAGUCUAAUCGAACUCCCUGAAUAUCCAGCAGGUGCGAGCGCUUAGUAAUUAGAAGGGGAAAAAGUCCGGAACUAAGGAUAUUUAUAGGGACAUGACCGACGGGGGAUGUUUACUUUCGACUGACAACCCGCUGCGUCAUGGUUCUUCCUGGGCUUCAGGUUUGGAGAUGGAUACUCUUUGCCUGCAUUCACUGGCUUUGUGUCUGUCAAGAGACUCCAAGACCGGUUUACAUGGUAGCCGUUCCUGCAGUGAUCCAGGCAGGCUCAGAGGCCAAGCUUUGUGCCAGCCUUCUGCAGCCCAACGAGACCCUGGUCAUGACCGUAUCUCUGAUGGCCGACGGGCAGAACAAGAGACUUCUCCACCAGAGUUCUGACCAAGAGUUUCACCGCUGUUUCCAGUUUCAGGCCCCUCGUGUGAAUAGCGACAAAGUGCAGAACUUUAAGGUGGAGGUUCGAGGAGAAACAUUCCUAUCAACAGAGGAGAGAAGGGUCAUGAUCAAACCCUACAGCCCCGUGACGUUCAUCCAAACGGACAAACCAAUCUACAACCCAGGACAAACGGUGCUUUUUAGAGUCGUCACCUUGGAUACCCAUUUUAGCCCCGUCAAUCAGCUGUACAACAUUGUGGAACUUGAGGAUGUUAAUCACAACCGGAUUGGACAGUGGGUCAACACUACAUCCAGUGGCAACAUUCUGCAGCUUUCUCACCCCCUGAACUCUGAAGCACCUGUAGGAUCCUAUACCAUUGUAGUGUGGAUUGGUGAAGAGAAAAUCUACCACAACUUCAAGGUAGAACAGUAUGUUUUGCCCAAGUUUGAGAUCAAAAUGAACCUCACUGACAAGAUCAGCGUUGUUCAAGAAGAGUAUGAAGUGAAAGUGUGUGCAGAAUACACGUAUGGGCAGCCUGUACCUGGUAAAGCAGGGGUCAAGUUGUGCCGACCUUUGGUGGACAAUGCAGUGAUACCAAUAACAAUUGAUGAGCGAAAUCCACAAGGAGUUCCUGAUUACACACCUCCAUGCCACAAAGAGUCAAUAGAGAUGGACCAUACUGGCUGUGCUUCUUGUGUCUUCAACAUGGCACUUUUCACAAAGAAUGCAGGAGAGAAAUUGCUGGGAGACGUGUUUAGUGUCCAUGCAGAAGUACAGGAGGAGGGGACAGGUAUUACACUGUCUGAGGAAAAAAAUGUAGAGCUCUCCUAUGUGAUUGGAGAAUUCACAUUUGUUGACACGCCCCAAAUCUAUGAGCAUGGAUCAAUUAUCGAAGGCAAGAUAAAUGCUGUUCGAUAUAACAACACACCCAUCUCUGACAUGUUAGUCUACCUGUUCGAGGAGAAAGGCUGGUCCUCAUAUCUACGACUACAGAACCUAACCACGGACAGUCGUGGUAUUGCCAGGUUCUCCGUCAACACAACCAGUCUGCCCAAAGAGAAUAUUAACCUCGUAGUGAGCGACACCCCACAAGUGGAGUACCCAGGAUACAGGGUCCCCUAUUUCAACAGAGGGCAACACCUACUCUCGCUGAUCCAGCCCGCUGCCCCUGACAUUAAACCGUCCAGCUCCCUGGCUAUUCAGAAGGUGGAGAAACCACUGGCGUGUGGGCAGGCGGUGUCGAUCACCAUCCGCUAUGCCAUCGUAGGGGAGACUGUCCCAAAGGGCUCUGUGGCUGUCCUCUACCUGGCCUUGUCCAGAGGGGUCAUAGUUCAGCAUGGACACAUCAAUGUUACUGUGCAGCAGGACAGUCCUGUAGCUGAGGGUGACGUCACCUUGACGUUGGCAGUGGUCCCAGAGAUGGCGCCGGUGGUUCAGCUCCUGGUGUACAGUAUGCUACCCAGUGAGACUGUCAUCGCCCACAGCAUGAACUUCCCCACUGAGAAAUGCUUCAGGAACAAGGUGUUGGUGGAGUUCUCUCCCUCCAACGCUGUCCCAGGGGAGGAGAACACCCUGCAUCUCUCGGCCCGGCCCGGUUCCCUCUGUGGCCUCAGUGCUGUUGACCAGAGUGUUGGCAUCAUGGAGCCAGGGAAGAGGCUGGAUGCUGACAAGAUAUUUGAUUUGUUACCGGUCAAGGAAAUGACCUAUAUUCCCUACGAGCUUGAAGAUCCAGUAGCAUGUUUACGCGUUCGACCAAGGAGAUCCAUAAUACCACACCCAUAUGGACCGUCUGAGCAGACAAAUGAUCCUUAUGCAGUUUUUCAGACACUGGGAUUGAAGCUAGCGACUAACCUGGAUAUAAGAGUACCUUCCUGCCUCAGUUACCAGGGGAACCAGUACUAUCGCUCCUAUGUAGCUUACAGCCUAAUGGCUAGGCCUGGAUCGGCUAGGCCUGGAUCAGCGGGUCCUAGACUUGAAAUGGCUGUGGCUGGUGGACUUGCCGCUCCACCUCCGCCACCCAUACAGACGGUCCGUACAUUCUUCCCUGAGACAUGGAUUUGGGACCUUGUGGAAGUUGGGGAGUCUGGAUCUUUAGAUGUCCCCCUGACAGUCCCAGACACCAUCACCACCUGGGAGACUGAGGUCUUCUGCCUGGCCCCCAGUGGCUUCGGUCUGGCUCCUCUGGUGGAGCUCACGGUCUUCCAGCCCUUCUUCCUGGAGCUCACCCUGCCCUACUCAGUCAUCCGGGGAGAGCACUUUGAGCUGAAGGCCACUGUGUUUAACUACCUCUCCAAGUGCAUCAUGGUUUCUGUGACUCCAGCUCUUUCCUCGGACUACACUCUCACACCCUUGCGUGAUGUCCAGGACUCCUCGUGCUUGUGUGCCAAUGGACGAAAGACCUUCAGUUGGACAAUGGCCCCCUCUGUCCUGGGGGUUUUGAACGUGUCUGUUAGUGCGGAGGCUGUCCGGUCCCAGACUGCGUGUGACAAUGGGGUUGUGAACGUACCGGAGAGAGGACGCGUUGACACAGUCACACGGAGCCUGCUGGUGAAGGCUGAGGGAACAGAGAAGAGCCACACCUACAACUGGUUGCUGUGUCCUACUGGAGAAGCUCUGACGGAGGAGGUGGAACUGCAACUUCCCCAGAAUGUGGUGGAUGGCUCUGCUAGGAUUUCCCUCUCAGUUCUGGGGGACAUCCUGGGUCGGGCCCUCAACAACCUGGAUGGACUGUUGCAGAUGCCGUAUGGGUGUGGGGAGCAGAAUAUGGCCCUGCUCUCCCCCAAUAUCUACAUCCUGGAGUACCUGAGGAACACAGAGCAGCUCACGCCAGCCAUCCUAGAAAAGGCCACCAAGUUCCUCACUAGUGGUUACCAAAGGCAGCUGAACUACAAGAAUGCCGAUGGUGCGUACAGCACGUUUGGACAAGGCUUGGGGAACACCUGGCUGACUGCUUUUGUCUUGAGAUCCUUCGGCAAAGCCCAGUCUUUCAUCUAUGUUGACCCGGCAACGAUGGAGCAAUCCAAGACUUGGUUGGACCGUCAACAAGGCCAACAUGGCUGUUUCAGAACUUUAGGGAAGCUCUUGAACAACCGAAUGAAGGGUGGAGUGACGGAUGAAGUCACACUGACGGCUUACAUCACUGCUUCAAUGCUGGAGCUCAACAUGUCCGUGACGGUAAGUAGCUUCACUCCGUGGAACCAUUUCUCACACCGUCAUUACAGGCAACUCAUUCAGCCUCCUGUAUGAAAUCUGUCUUACAUC
Messenger RNA from Oncorhynchus kisutch (coho salmon), 3705 nucleotides. RefSeq names its product alpha-2-macroglobulin. The record is from RefSeq and is a predicted model, not a curated record. The coding region runs from base 214 to 3690 and encodes 1158 amino acids. Gene Ontology annotation, molecular function: endopeptidase inhibitor activity. NCBI's taxonomy places the organism in Eukaryota, Metazoa, Chordata, Actinopteri, Salmoniformes, Salmonidae. The transcript is spliced from 28 exons.